GGGAAAGAUUGGAACAAUUAGUAAACAAAAAAAUUCACCACUCAAAAGAUCACCAAAAAUAAAAAAAGUCAAUUGCAAGCUUUAUAAUGAAGAUGACGAUAAGAUCGAUGAGAACAAUGAGAUCGAUAAAGAUAACAAUAAGACUAACAAAGAUGACAAAGAUAACAACAAUGAGAUCAAUGAAGACAAUAACAAAGAUAACUAUGAAGAUGAUGAGAUUGAUAUAAAAGAUAUUGACAAAGAUGACUAUGAAAAUAAUAAUAGGGAUGAAAAGACUAGAGAAAGAAAAAAAUUAGAAAAAAAAUUGUUUGAAGGUUUUAAGUUGAGAUUUGAAGUGAUAAAUAUGGAUGACAAAUUGAUGCUUCUAUUAGGCAGAUUUGUAGAAGAUGUUUUGUAUAAUUGGGCAGUGACUCAAUAUUUCAAAAU
Messenger RNA from Racocetra persica, 426 nucleotides. Lineage: Eukaryota; Fungi; Glomeromycota; Glomeromycetes; Diversisporales; Gigasporaceae. The record is from the annotation of a GenBank genome assembly.